AUGUCUCUUCUCUCUCGCCUUUCAUGGGCAGCCUUGUUUGCCCUCGUCGGUGCCGACAGUUACAAAGAGCCUUUUCGACCUCAGUAUCAUUUUUCCCCAGCCAAGAACUGGAUAAACGAUCCUAAUGGAUUGGUUUUCCACAAGGACAAAUAUCACAUGUUCUACCAAUACAAUCCCACUGGUAACGUGUGGGGAAACAUUUCAUGGGGCCACGCUGUCAGCGACGACUUGCUGCACUGGAGUGAGCUUCCCAUCGCUCUCGAUGCUUUCCAGGCGCCGUCAGGACCUUUGACAGAGUUAUACUUCUCAGGCAGUGCUGUGGUAGACUCUGGGCGAUCCUCGGGCUUCGGAAACAAAGGACAAACUCCGCUCGUGGCCGUAUAUACAUCUCUAUACACACAGGAUAUGACCCUCCCCAGUAACCAGACUGUGAGGAACGGUCAACAGUCUCAGUCCAUUGCUUACAGCUUGGACGACGGACUCACCUGGAGCGAGUACGAAGGCAACCCUGUGAUUCUGGGGCCGCCUUCAGCAUAUUCCGAUCAGUAUCAGAACUUUCGCGACCCAUUCGUCUUCUGGUAUGCCGCGGGCCAACACUGGGUCAUGGUUGUGUCCCUUGCCCAGGAACACAGAAUUCUCCUGUAUAAGUCCUCAGAUUUGAAAGAAUGGACCAUUACCGGAGACUUUGGCUCGGUGAACGCCGUCAGUGGUGCAUGGGAGUGUCCCGGAUUGUUCCCAUUGCCGGUCGACGGCAAUGAUCAUGACAUCAAGUGGGUGUUAAUGGUCGGAAUCAACCCAGGCGCCGUCGCCAUUCCCCAGGGAUCGGGAACGCAGUAUUUCAUUGGUACCUUUGAUGGGUCGAACUUCACUGCAGAUCCUGGCACCAUCCUUUCUUCCCCAGUGCCAGCCCACUACACAGUCUACGAGGACUGGAAUAAAACAUCCUUUGCUGCUUCAUCGUGGACACCCACGGGCGACUUUGUCGGAGAGGGCCCUGAGGGUGGCACUGUCCUGACCUUGUGGGGCAAAAGCAAAGGCGACGGCGACGGCGAUAUCGGAUCGCUUACCUCGUCCAACUUCACAAUCACUUCCAAGUACGUGCAAUUUCAGAUUGGCUGCUGCAGCAAUCCAGCCAUAGUUGGUGCGUACGGAACGCCGCAAGACAUAGAAACCACAAUCAACCUCCUCGUUAGUGGUGAGGUUGUGCGCUCCACAACUGGUGUGAGCGGUGGUGGUAUAACAUGGAGGAGCUGGGACGUCAGCGAUCUGGUCGGGCAGACAGCCAGCAUCAGGCUCAUUGAUUCGUCCUCUGGUGGCUGGGGUCACCUGCAAGUUGGCGAGAUUGUAUUCACCGACAGCCCCCUCCCGCAGGAAGCUAAUUGGGUUGACUGGGGUCCGGAUUUCUACGCCGCGACUUCGUGGAACGGGCUUGCUGACGAGACGCGCAUUGCCAUUGGUUGGAUGAACAACUGGGCAUACGGGACUGACAUCCCAACCUCUCCGUGGAGAAGUGCCAUGAGUAUCCCUCGAAAGCUGGAGCUCAAGAAUGUCCAGGGCAAGACCCAGCUGGUGCAGCAGCCACAACCCCGGCUUUCGCCUCUUGAACAAGGCAAGCCAUUGCAGCAGCGGUUUUGGAAGAACAUGUCCCCUGGAAACAUCACCCUUCCCCUUUCUGUCAAAUCAGUAGAUGCGGAGUUGACGUUUCAUGCGGGGAAGAAUCCUAAAGAGACUGGUAUCAGCCUAAGACAAGGGUCAGACGGAGCGGCAAUUCGAGUGGGAUACGACUUCGCAACGGCGCAAAUGUUUGUCGACCGUAGCGCGGAAACCCAAGAUGUUUCCUUCAGCAACUUGUUUCCCGGUAUCUACUACGCACCAUUGAGCGCCGAUCAUGAUGGAAUGGUCAAGCUCAGGAUUCUGCUUGACUGGUCCUCUGUCGAGGUAUUCGGCGGGCUCGGAGAGUCCGCAAUCACUGCGCAGAUUUUCCGCCCAGACUCUGAUCUGGCAGUUUCUGUUUUCUCCACUGGCGAUGCCCAUUCUGUGAGCCUCAAAUUAUACCCAGUGGGAUCUGUGUGGUGA
Trichoderma gamsii is the source of this 2076-nucleotide messenger RNA. RefSeq lists its product as hypothetical. The record is from RefSeq and is a predicted model, not a curated record. NCBI's taxonomy places the organism in Eukaryota, Fungi, Ascomycota, Sordariomycetes, Hypocreales, Hypocreaceae. Gene Ontology annotation, biological process: sucrose catabolic process. The transcript has a single exon. The coding region runs from base 1 to 2076 and encodes 691 amino acids. Gene Ontology annotation, molecular function: sucrose alpha-glucosidase activity.